AUGGAUGGAAAAAGGAUCUUAGUCGAACGCACGGAUCCGAAUAUACGUAAUGGAGUCCUUGAUUCAUUGGAGUUCAUCACUUCGCGAGAAUUUGAGAGCAGAGCUUUCGAGAUAUCUCAGCACCUCACGAAGGAAGCAAUUCCGAAAAGCAUCAAGCAAAAGACGCAUUGGAGGCUCAAGAGAAAAUCCGCUUCAUAUAAUGUAAAGCGAUUGCCUCGGAGUUUGCGGUCAAGGGCCCGUCUGGAAAACCUUCAAAACGGGGCUCCCCAGCACAAAACGAAAAAGCUAAAAAGGGUGAAGCUAUAUAAAUCGAAGCAGCGAUUGAAACUUACGAAACUUGCCUGGAAAUUGCGCAACAUGAAGGUUCAAAUCACCAUACCUAGUGGUGGCAUCAAAGAGCGUAUUCAAAGCUUGCAAGACCAAUUGAUAGCAGCCAAAAAUGGCCAGGCAAAGGAGCUUAACAAUAUGAAUGGAUCCUAUGACAACUAUGCUACAAACAAACUAUGCCUGCCGCAUGAUAAUGUGAGGUAUGGAAACCGUCAGAAUAGGAUUAGAUGGAUCCCAAAUCAUGUAUGGCACGCCAAACGUUUUCACAUGUCUGAGAAAUGGGGCUGGAAAAUUGCAAUGGCCCCAACUAGAAAAUGCUUUCGCGAGACUAGGAGAGCAGUUCAGUGGUCUGCCGUAGCUAGUGACACGUCGUACUUUGGCACAUUGGUGAUCAGAUGCCAAAGCAUAGAUUUGGCUAAAACAGCACUCAAUAAGUUUACAGCUUAUAGUGGUGCUAUUCCUGAAGACAUCAUAGCCGGCAAAAAUGUGUACGAGGGUUGGUUUUACGUCGAUGAUGAACGUUAUGCGUUGAUCUCUGCGUUUUUUCAGAAGGAACUGAAUAGUAUUCUCAUGCGAAUUCACCCGGCUGAUUUUGAAGCCUGCUUUCAAGCCAUUUUGAAAUGGGUUCAAGCGCACGAUGGUGUCGAAGUUGAUGACUGUAGGUUCGCUUUAGGAAGUAUAGAGCUCCGAGGCCCUAAAGCACUCAUCCACUUUCUCAAAAUCUCAUAUCACCAAAGCAACAAUAAGGAAUUCCAUGAUUUUUUUCAUACAAUACAGAUGCUGAAAGAAAAGUUCUAUGAUGAGGUUGUGCCUUAUCAAUUCAACAGAUCCCUGGAUGAAUCUUCGAAUGAAUCAUCCAACGACUCUUCUAAUGAAAUGCUUGGAGGUUCAUCUGAUCGAUCCCUAAGUGAAAUGAAUGAUUUCUCUAAUGUCAAUUCGGAAGGGAGUGUCGAUCAUCAAUCGAACUCUGAAGUGCAAUUGAAAAACGUUUUCUCAUUCAUUAUGAGAGAUCCUCGAAUCACAUUUGCGAGUGAACGUGACAGACCAAACCUAAAUCUUCUUUAUAAUCUAUCCCAGUUGACUAAGCUGGCCCUUCGCCAUGAAGUGAAUUUAACGUCCCUUUUGAUACCCGAAGAGCGAGAUGGGGUUUACAGCUUUAUGCAUUCAUUCAAAAAAAGGCCUCGAGGCGAAGAAGGUAUUUCUAGAUAUUCGUCAGAUUUUCACAUGGAAAGGCGAUCAUUGACCGCAUUUCCAGUUCUAGUUUACAAACUAAAAAAUCAGGCCUGGUGCGUUACAAUGCCAUGGUUUUUUAUUCAACCCACUUGGACACUGCUUCGAAAAGUCGCAAAAAGCAGAGAGAUUGGACUCAGACAAAUGCAUCAGCUCGAUACGGAGGCUUGUCGACCACAUUACCCGUAUGACUAUCCCUAUACAAAAGCUGGUUUUGACGAACACCAAAAGAAUUCAAGCGCUCAAAAGUCAAAUUACGAGAGACUUGCAACGGUGGAGAGAACUUCUUUCGAUGAUGUAGAACGUCCUAUUCUUCCCGGCUGUGACUGGGAGUUUUUGCGUUGUGUUGCUUUUCAGUACUAUGGCACUCAUACAAAACGACUGGUCACUGAAGGUAGAAAAAGUCACAAUGGCGGUCAAAUAACUAGUUUUACCACCAAUAAUGGAAAAUGCUUGGACUCCGAAUCAAGCGAUAAAUCUAAGCCUCCAGUUGUUGAAUUCACUAUGAAAAACACAUACCAUGAAGCUUUUAUUAGAGGAGACUUAAAAACGGAGCUGAUGGAGCAGCAUGUUCUUCCUGUCGUGCAAAGAGUUCUCAAACCAAGAUGUAAGGGCGUUCUAAAGGCCGAUGCCAGAAUUUACUCAAAUUGUUUUGGGAAAGGACAUGAAACCCUAAUUGGCUUCGUCACAUCUGCUUCCUUCAACCAACACAAAAGCACUGCAAUUGGAGUAUUGAAUGCCCAAUACAAGGAUUGGGGGACAGUUUACGUGAGAAACUCUGGAUCCUUGAAGUAUAUACCAGUCAUAGCAACAGAAAUUUCCAAAGGAAAGUGUCUGAGAUUUGAUUGGUGA
Australozyma saopauloensis is the source of this 2409-nucleotide messenger RNA. Its product is annotated as ribonucleases P/MRP protein subunit POP1. Gene Ontology annotation, cellular component: ribonuclease MRP complex; nucleolar ribonuclease P complex. Gene Ontology annotation, biological process: tRNA 5'-leader removal. The coding region runs from base 1 to 2409 and encodes 802 amino acids. The record is from RefSeq and is a predicted model, not a curated record. The transcript has a single exon. Lineage: Eukaryota; Fungi; Ascomycota; Pichiomycetes; Serinales; Metschnikowiaceae.